UAAAGUCACAUGACUUCAUAUUAUUUAUUUGACAGCACCGGUAACACGUGAAAAGGUGUUGAAUGCUGAAGAAGUUAUAUCGACACUAGUCAAGGCUAACUGAAGAUGACGACAGAGGACUAUCGUGACAAGGCUUCAAAGGUUGCAGAAGAACUUCAAGAAUAUCUAAAUAAUACUGAUAAAUAUAAAUGGGAAGUCGCUAAAGAAACGAAGGACUUCAAGAUCUCAUGUGUGAAAUCAGAAUAUUUUAGUGGUCAUUUAUAUAAAGGAGAGGCAGAGUAUAACGUGCCACCAAAAACAGUAUUUGAAUAUGUAGAACCUCUACCAGAAGGUCCAAGAAUGAAAUGGGACAAAAAUAUGAAAAAGAUAGAAGUCUUAAAAUGGUUAGACAAGGAUGGAGAUACGGAUUUAAGAUUAAAUAGAGCUUGUACAUCCAGUGCCUGUAUGGGACUAAUCUCACCAAGAGACUUUGUUGAUCUCAUUGUCACUAAAGAAACAGAUACAUAUUUAUCCACAAAUGCUAUAAGUUGUGAAUGUGACGAGUUUCCCGAGGUGAAGAAAUUUGUAAGAGGUUGGAAUUAUGCCUGCGGUGUAGUAGUAUUAAAAUAUUCCCAUAAUCCAAACAAAUGUAAACUAGUCAGUCUGAUACAGCCAGACAUUAAAGGAAUGGUCCCCAAGAACCUGACCGAUGCUGCUAUACCAGGAUCAAUGGCCGAGUUCUUCGCUAAUCUCGGUAACGCACUUAAGGAAGAUGGAAAAGUUGUAUCAUAGAAAGACAUUACAGAGUCAGACAAACAUAUCGCUUAUUAGUUGAUUUUGUUUUAAAAGCAGAAGAAAGUCGUUAUUUAUUAAUUUGAAUGCGAUCAAAUUGUUUGUUAUUGGCAAACUACUUAAAGAAGAAUGUCAGAAUCAAAUAUUUUAUUAUUCAUUUAAUAUAUAUAUAUGUAAAAAGUUACAGAUUUGUGUUAAGAAUGGUUUCUAAAAUCAAUUUUAAUUUUAAGUUCAUAUAAUUAUGACAUCCAUAGAAUAUAAGAUUUAAAUGUAUAAUUAUUAGUGAAUGUGUAUAUUGUGUACCCCAAAAAAUACAAUUGAUAUAUUUUGUGAUGUUUACAAGAUAUUAUGUUUAAAUGAUAUUAGUUAGAGUACAAUUGAUUUACUGUAAUUUCACAAAUUUUUGCGAAGUUUUUUUAUUAAUGCAAAUACAAUAUAAUGCGACUUGGUUAUUGUUGCAGUAAUAAGAAUUUGCCUUCUGAUACCCAUUACACAUAACUCUUUGCAGAUUUAUCGUAAUAAUAAACGCACACAUUAAUUUCUAAAUUAUAGUAAUUAUUUGGGGUUUCCAAUUACUUAAUCCAUUAUUAAAUUACAGCAGAACCAACAUCAAUUUGACUACCUAAUUUUGCAGUACAUUAUGCAAUAGUAAUAUCUAUGUUAAAUAAUUUAAACUGUUCAUAUUUAGGCCUUUUUUAAUUGAAUUCAGAAUUAUUUCUGAUUUGUUGAUGAUAUUGAUAACUAGGGAUAUCUUAUUAAUCUCUUAAUACAUUUUGUAUUUAAAACUUGAAAUUCUUAAUGGCUUUUUAACUCAAGCAGAGUCCAAUUAGUAUCAAAUACUCUUCUCAGUACAAGCCAUCUAUUAAUAUUUCAGUACAGAUGAACGACUGCAUGUUUUGUAUAAUGGGAAACAGUUUUAAUUUUUCUGUUUUUCAAGCUAACUUAAGUUAUUUGAUCUUUUACAAAACAAUAUAACAGUAUGACAUUUAGUAAAUGAGUAUUCCGGUAGAAACUGAUUCUGAAACCUGAAUAUUUUAUGUUCUAGAUCAAUACUUUUCUUUCUUUUUUGUGACAUUACAUUUUUUGUGAGUAGGUGUACCCUCGAGUUAAAUCAUUAUAGUUGGUAUUUUAGGAAAAUGACACAGUAAUCAACUUCUCAAAUUAAGCAGACUUUCAUGCUGUAGAAACUGAUAGCCUGAAACAGUUUUGGUAACAUAAAAGGAGCAUUGAUUUGUGUAAUAGCAUCCAAGACAAUUUUUGAUAUAAUGAUAUAAUGGAAAUGUAAACCCACUUAUACAUUUCCAAAUUUAAUCUUUUCCUUUAUAAGCUAUUAUUGGAACCAUCAUUUUGUAAUAUUUUGUAAUAUGAUGAAAACAAUGUCUGGAAGUGUCUAGUUAUAUCAAGUUGUUAUGAAGCAUAUAAAAAUAAUAAAUGUGCAUUGAGAUAUUUACAGUGAGAGAUUUGUUUCCCUUUAAUGUUUUUUUCUUUUUUCUUUAAUGAUUAAUCAAACUAUCUCUAAUAAGCUUUAGAACCUUUUGAUUAUAACUUAUGUACUGUUUUUGAUUACAUUUCUGGCAACAUAUUGAAUCAAAACAUAGGCUUCUGGCAUAGAACUUUAAUUAAAACUCCUCAGUUAAUCCCAACACCUACAUGUUUAAUUAAGCAGAUGUGGAAAUAUUAGACUUGUUUUAUGGUAUUCCUUAUUCUUAAUUCUGCUGAAAUGAUUAAUUUUAAUAAGUUAGUGACGUCAGUUUUUUUUAACAAGAUCUGAUGGUGUUAUUUGAGUGAAUUAUAUAAAAUUAACAACACUCCUCUAAAAUAUUGUUUUACUCAGUCAUGUUUAACUUGUUAUAUUUAAAGUUCGUUCUAAUGAGUGUGCAAGCAUAUUUUGUAAAGUAGAGUCGUUGUUACAGAAAGAAAUUGAAAUUAUGCAAUAUUUACCAAAUACAUUGUAUAUCAAGAGAGGAAGAACAAAAAGGCAUAUCAUGACCCUGUCCGUAAUGUUAAAGAUAAUUCUUAUAGUCCCCGAUUAUAAUUUUAUCAAGAGUAUUAGAUUUGCAUAUUCAAUAAUCGUAUCUGUAUACAUUGUAUGACGCCAUUGUAGGUUAAUUCAUCUAGUCACAUACACUUUCAGACUGUUACCUAUUUCUAUAAAGAAUUUUCUAUAACAAUUCAAAAUUUGUAUGGUCAAAUGUUUUACUUUUAAGUCUUUGUAAGAAUCAGGCAAUUUAGGUAAAAAUCAAAACAUGAUCAGAAAAAACCCACCGAGCUAAUCAUUCUAUUUAAUACUAACUAUAAUCCUGAGUUAAAAUUAUUAGUCUUUCGUUUGUGUGUGUCUGGUAAUAUCAAAUAACUCAGUUAGAAUAUUGGUUAGAAUGAUAGCAAAUCACAGAGUUAUCUCCCCUUAUUUGUUAAUUUCUAGUGCAUUUCAACCAAAUUGUAUCUUCUAUUACCAGAACAGAAAACAGAAAUUAAUGUUAUUUUUGUGCAUAACUACAUAUUAUGAACUGAAAUCAAUGUCAAAUUGGGUGGGGUUUUUUUGUCAUGUUUUCAUCACUGCCUGAUUCUUAGGCAGACUGGCACUUAAAGCAUCUAUGACGAAUGUUUUACUUUAUCACAACAAGCAAAAAAUGUCAGUUUUACAUAAUAAGUGAAGAUACAAAAAGUGUUAUUAUUUUUGAUGAUUAUUUACCAAACAUAAAUUAUUAAAAGUUAUUGUAAAGCACAGACACCAUUUAAAUAUAUGCUUUUCAUUUGCAAGACAUACAAACACUGUAAAACAAAAAAUCAAAAUUUUACACCAACAUUGAACAUUUAUUAGAAAAAACAUUAAGGUUGUUGACAUAUACAUUUAAAGAAUAGACCAAGAACAAAAAUAUUGCCAGUAUGGGCAAUUUAGAAUUUUAUCAUGAAUAGUUACAUAUAUUUUUGUGAUAUUUUUUUUUUUGUGACAAUGAUUAUGUGAUCAGUAUAUUAAAUUCUAUGUGUAUAAGCUUA
Messenger RNA from Mytilus trossulus (common blue mussel), 3768 nucleotides. RefSeq names its product stAR-related lipid transfer protein 5-like. The record is from RefSeq and is a predicted model, not a curated record. The transcript has 7 exons. Gene Ontology annotation, molecular function: calmodulin binding; lipid binding. NCBI's taxonomy places the organism in Eukaryota, Metazoa, Mollusca, Bivalvia, Mytilida, Mytilidae. The coding region runs from base 106 to 771 and encodes 221 amino acids.